AUUUAAUUACACAGGUUCUAAUCCCAGGCAACAAAAUCGGAGUCAAAAUCCCAAGUAUGCCGCAAUGGAGGAUUCGAUGAAUUGUGGUGCUUCCAUACAAUGGAAUGUUAUGGAAUUCAACAUUACAAAUGAGAAGGGAGAAUAUUUCAACAUAACGAUGAUCUGUUGUCAAGCACAAGAGAUUAUGACACAACAUGUGCAGUUUGGUCCAGUUUAAGGCUGUAUAUCCAGAUAUAUAGAGAGAAGACUGGAAUAACGCAUAAGCUGGUCCGUUCUGAGACAGCAAUCUCCAGCUAUGACCUGGUGGGUUUCGAGGUUGCUCCCUAGGAAUGUCCGUUCCUUGGGCACAUCAUCCAAGAACCGGAGAGUUGAGGAUUGUCAUCGCCACCAGGAGGCCUAUGGGUACUUCUUACCCAUCCAGACGCGGUGGCAGGACAAUGACCAGUAUGGCCACGUGAACAAUGCCGUGUACUACAGCUACUUCGACACCAUCAUCAACCACUACCUUAUCAGAUACUGCGGCCUGAGACCUGGCUUGCUGACGUCCCCCAUGGUGGGGUUCAUGGUGACCAAUCAGUGCACCUUCCACAAGCCCAUCAGCUUCCCUCAGGUCCCGGUGGCUGCUUUGGCUGUGGAGAAAGUGGGUCACUCCAGCGUGGAUUACCGCCUCGCUCUGUUUCCACCUAAGGCCACCAAGGAGCUGCCUUCUGUAAAUCAUGGGGACCUCAAGGAUGGCUUUUUCUCUGGCCACCCCAAGCUGGUCCAUUUUGACUCUUCGGCCUGCACCACUGGCUCCUCCGUCCAUGUCUUCGUGAAUCCAGCCACCGGCAAGCCAACGGGCCUUCCAGAAGACUUCAGGAGGGGCCUCCUGAGGCUACUGAGCCCAGCUUCAAUGUGAAUCAUCUGUAUGUAGAAUUUUGCCUGUCAGAAAAUAAAGUUCAGAUUAUUCUCUAGACGA
Suricata suricatta (meerkat) is the source of this 958-nucleotide messenger RNA. RefSeq lists its product as uncharacterized. The transcript is spliced from 3 exons. Bases 296 to 898 code for a protein of 200 amino acids. Gene Ontology annotation, cellular component: mitochondrion. The record is from RefSeq and is a predicted model, not a curated record. Gene Ontology annotation, molecular function: fatty acyl-CoA hydrolase activity. Lineage: Eukaryota; Metazoa; Chordata; Mammalia; Carnivora; Herpestidae.